CUCCUCCCUGAAUCCCGCCCUCCCGCACACGCUGACCCAGAGACACACCCUGGUGCSGCGACGCAAACAGGGCGUUGUUCCGGUUAAAGGGGAAAGCCAGGAGCCUCCCACUGCCCCCUUGCUUCGCGCCCGCAGCCCCGCAGCACAGCUGUCUUUGGGGACGCCAGCAACAGAGCAUACGACUCAAGUCUGUACCGGAGACCGCUCUGAUCCAAGACAUCUAUUCCUUUGGGCUGCAGGAACUCCGUUGAGCAGAACUUGCCAGAAUGCUCCUCCUGUUGCUGGGAAUCAUUGUCCUCCACGUCGCUGUGCUAGUGUUGCUGUUCGUCUCCACGAUCGUCAGCCAAUGGAUCGUGGGCAAUGGACAUGCGACAGAUCUCUGGCAGAACUGUAGCACAUCUUCUUCAGGAAAUAUCCAGCACUGUUUCUCCUCGUCAGCUAAUGAAUGGCUACAAUCCGUCCAGGCCACCAUGAUCCUGUCCGUCAUCUUCAGCGUUCUGUCCUUGUUCCUGUUCUUCUGCCAGCUCUUCACCCUCACCAAGGGAGGCCGGUUUUACAUCACUGGAGUCUUCCAAAUUCUUGCUGGUCUGUGCGUGAUGAGUGCGGCGGCCAUCUACACGGUGAGGCACUACGAGUGGCAUCUGAACUCUGGCUACUCCUACGGCUUUGCCUACAUCCUGGCCUGGGUGGCCUUCCCGCUGGCUCUUCUCAGCGGAGUCAUCUACGUGAUCUUACGGAAACGCGAAUGAUGUGCCCUGACAGUCCGUCUGAGGCUCUGAGCGUACACAGGGAAGGGAGGAAGGAAACCAGAAAACAGGAAAAAUAAAAUAAAAUAAAUAAAAAGCUAGCCAAAAGAACCCAAACUCAAGCCAAACCAAACAGAAAACAGUUGAGGGGGGGCGGGAUUGCUGUUGAUCAAAGAUGUAUAUAAUAUCUAUGGUUUAUAAAACCUAUUUAUAACACUUUUUACAUAUAUGUACAUAGUAUUGUUUGCUUUCUAUGUUGACCAUCAGCCUYGUGUUGAACCUUAAAGUAGCUAAGGAAAUUUACACCCUAACCGUAUAAUCGAGCGCAGUAUUUUUGUUGUUGGUUUUCAAUCUUUUGUUUUGCCCAGAAAUCAAGUAACUCGCAUCUGGCCCCUUCCCUUUCAUCUGAAAGAAGAUACCUCCCUCCCACUCCACCUCACGGAAAACCAAAGGGUGGGGCUUGAACCCCAAAUGCCCCCAAGCCCUUAUAAUGUGGGUGUCCCAGUGCAUUUAACAGAAACGUUCACUGCCUAAACCUCUGUGUGAAGCUCUAAGCAUGCACAGACCAAAAGCCCCAGACCGGAACCCUCGGCCAAAACGCGRCCUGUGGCUUUAGAAUACUUGCCCUUGCUGGUGGAGUACCUUGGUGGCCCACAUAAAUGAGAAAUCAGUGACAACAGACCUGUGAAAUGGUGCUAUGGAUUUACCAUUCCUUAUGAUCACUAAUCAUCUAAACGACUCACUGGAAAUUCAAUUAACAAUUUUAUGACAUAAAAUAGAAAUGGAGACCUGAAAAAAUUCUGUGUAAUAUAAAUGGUUUAUAACCGCUUUUGUACCUAGCUAGGUUGCUGGCAUGACUAUAAUUAAUAAAUCUGAAAAGUCUUCAUCACUCCCACAUUUUUUUUUCUUACGGUCGGAGCAUCAGGACAAAUGUCUAGACCUUUGGGACUUUGAAUUCCCAGUGCUUGGCUGGGUCUAGAGUGUUCUAUGCCUCCAAGGACUGUCUGGCAAUGAAUCGUAUUGGCCACCAACUGUAGAUGUAUAUACGGUGCCCUUCUGAUGCUAAGACUCCAGACCUUUAUUAUAUUUUUUUUUUUUUUGCUUUGCUUUUUCUGAUUUUAUACCAACUGUGUGGACUAAGAAGCAUUAAAAUAAACAUCAGAGUAACUCA
Urocitellus parryii (Arctic ground squirrel) is the source of this 1917-nucleotide messenger RNA. It is a transcript of the gene Pmp22, whose product is annotated as peripheral myelin protein 22. The record is from RefSeq and is a predicted model, not a curated record. Gene Ontology annotation, cellular component: plasma membrane. NCBI's taxonomy places the organism in Eukaryota, Metazoa, Chordata, Mammalia, Rodentia, Sciuridae.